Molecule: messenger RNA, 2038 nt
Organism: Drosophila serrata
Lineage: Eukaryota; Metazoa; Arthropoda; Insecta; Diptera; Drosophilidae
Product: T-cell immunomodulatory protein
Cellular component (GO): plasma membrane
Source: RefSeq, a predicted model, not a curated record
ACAAAAACCUAUAUUUAUCCAAUUCAAAUACGCAUGGCUGAGCCAGUGGUUAGGUGGAAGGCUCUAGUUGUUAUCGAUACCACGAUUUCUCUUUCCCUUGCUCGUCGAGUUGGCAGCCCAACAUCUGAUUCACUAUUGAUUUUUGUACAAAUAACAAAAGAAACGCAAAUCGUCAGUGUAAAAAAAUCAUAAAACAUCGUCAUGGCGAAACACAGCACGCUGCUGCUCGUGCUGGGCCUGGGCUGUAUAGCCAGCCACGCCAGCGACAUCACGGACAAGGUAUUCGGCACCAAAAAGGAAGGCAUUGUGGCAGCGUUCGGAGACUUUAACUCGGACGAACUGACGGACGUUUUUCUCAUUCGCGAUCAAAUGAAGACGCUGGAGAUUCUCUACGGCCACGAUACGGAGCCCCUGCUCACCAUUGGACCCUACUGCCACUACGCCGAUAAGACCAUUGUGAGCGUCAUUCCCGGGGACUUCGAUGGCGACGCGCUGAUGGAUGUGCUGGUCAACCUAAAGGCUAGCGGAAGCAAUGGCGACACAUACGAUGUGCUCAUCAACUGGGGCAAUACCACCGAGCUCAACUGUUCUAAGGAGACGUUAUUUAGGAGCAGGGGCGAGGUUAUGGCCCUUGACUUCAAUCGCGACAUGAUCAUCGAUCUGUACGGCUUGGACGAAAAUGGAGUACGCACUUUCUGGAUAUUCAGCAGCAGUAGACAGCCGCCCCUGGUCGUGCAUCAGGCGGAGCCUACGGAGAUCAAAGGGAACUCGCUGAGCAUUCCCAAUGCAAACGCCUAUCUGGACCUCAACGAAGACUUCCUGGCCGAUCUGUUCCUGCAGACGCAGGACUCGUACGAGAUCUGGUAUGGGAUCAAUGAGCGCGACACGCAGGAGAACUUCAGCUACGACCACCAGAUUAAGUUUCAGCCAAUCGGUGGCAAUGACUACCACCUCGGUCAGGCCGUUUUCAUGGACUUUGAGUUAAAGGGCGUGCAGAAUAUUGUGGUGCCAUUCUGCAUCCACUCGGGCUGCCGAAACUCAUCGAUAAUGGUGCACGAUGGCACCGAUUUUCGCAAUCUUCACGUCAUCUUCCGCGACCCGCAGGGCGUUACUUGGACGUUUGUGCCGCCCGUGCCGGGCGAUGUCUACCUGAGGACCAUUACGGCGAGAAGUGGCGAUUUUAAUCUAGACGGCUAUCCGGAUCUGCUGGUCACUUUACAGCCCCUGAACGUGGAGAAACCGGUGAUGCAGACGUUCCUGCUAGAGAAUGUGCCCUGCACGUCGUGCAACAAGCCGCUGAAGCGGACAUUCGAGGUACGUUGGAACGCUCUGUCGCCAAUAGGCAACAAUACGGUGGCUGGCGCCUUCUAUGACUUCUACCAGGAUGGAGUUCUCGACGUGAUACUCACGCGGAAGAAUGAGCAUGGUAAAUACCAGCCGCUGGCCUUCCGCAACACCCUGGACUACGACGCCAACUUUGUGAAGGUGAUAGUACUGACGGGGCUGGACAACAAGCAGAAUCCGGAGCGACGCACCGCCUUGGGAAAAAAGCGCACGUAUGGCACAAAUUUGCCGGGACCCCGCAUCACCUACAGCACCACCACCCAGGACGGGGAUCAGCAGUGCGGAAGCAGUGUGCAACUGCCGCAGGCCUCCUACUUCGCCCUGCAGCUACCGUACACAUGCUUUGGUCUGGGGCGAACGCCGAACUUUGUGGACCAGCUGGCCGUUGGCCUGGGCAGCAAGUGGCGGAACUGGACGCAGUUGAUACCAAACUCCCAGAUCAUUGUGGUGCCCAAGCCACUGAAUGAGCCAACGCACUGGAAGGCCCAGCUGUUUGUCACGCCCAGCAAACUCAUCCUGAUGAGUGUCGUGGCACUGGGCGGCACCUGUCUGGUCAUCGUCUUCAUUAUCCUGGUGCUAUACAUCAAGGAGAAACGCGAGGAUAAGCAGGAGCGCUUGCAAGAGUCCCACAGAUUCCAUUUCGAUGCGAUGUAAAGGGGUCGCAAACUAUAAAUAUAAACUAAGUUUAACGUAA